AUGUUUGGAAUCUUUGCGGACUUAUUGUCCUCGGUCAUCACGAUCCUCUUCCCCGUCUUUGCUUCCUACAAGGCUCUCCGUUCCUCUGACCCCUCGCAACUCGCACCAUGGCUGAUGUACUGGGUGGUGCUCUCAGUCAUUCUGCUGGCUGAAUCCUGGACAUUUUUUAUCAUCGGAUGGUUCCCAUUCUACAGCUGGAUCCGCCUCGGUUUCAUGUCUUAUCUCGUUCUUCCCCAGACGCAAGGGGCUCGCUUACUGUACCAAGACUACGUGGAUCCGUUCUUGACACACCAUGAGCGGGGGAUCGAAGAGAUGAUCGGCCGCACCCAUGAGCGGGCCAAGGCACUGGGUCUUCAAUACUUCUACAAGGCCAUCGACUUUGUCCGGCAGAGGGUCCUGGGUCUACCUCCGCAGCGCCCGACACCCCCUCAGCCAGGUGCCGCUUCCUACGCGCAGUCGCUACUAUCGCGGUUCAACAUCCCCGUCGCAGGAGGAGCUGGGGCGCCCGCCAACACAACUGAUUGGUACUCUCUUUUCAGUGCGGCUGUGGGCUCAGUUACCACUGGCAAGUCUCGGGAAGUGCGGGACGAGGAGCUUUCCGCCAGUGGCACUCUCCUCCAGCGCCAGCUGCAGUCUAUGUCUGGAACCGAGAAGGCUCAAUUUAUUUCCUCGCAGCGAGAGGUGCUAGAUUACCUUCGGUCAACUCUAACACAAGAGGAGCAGAGCACUCCUCGUGGUGGGCUCGAGGCUGAUGACCUUGCCUAUGGCGUGCCGUUGCGCAAGAAUCGCAGCGAAAACUCCUUCGAGGUUGUUGAUGCGGAUCUAGGAAGUCGCCCGGAACAAAAGACUAGUGGAUGGACAUCUGGUUGGUUCGGCAACGAGCAAGAUUCCUCGGGCUCAUCUGGUACUGACUUCGCUGCACGGGCUGUCGAUGAGAUUGCCCGAUCGCGCACAACCGGGCACGACCGAUCUUGA
Messenger RNA from Penicillium roqueforti, 975 nucleotides. RefSeq names its product HVA22/TB2/DP1 family protein. The record is from RefSeq and is a predicted model, not a curated record. Lineage: Eukaryota; Fungi; Ascomycota; Eurotiomycetes; Eurotiales; Aspergillaceae. The transcript is spliced from 3 exons. The coding region runs from base 1 to 975 and encodes 324 amino acids.